Messenger RNA from Rattus norvegicus (Norway rat), 2693 nucleotides. It is a transcript of the gene Asf1a, whose product is annotated as anti-silencing function 1A histone chaperone. Gene Ontology annotation, biological process: chromatin organization. Lineage: Eukaryota; Metazoa; Chordata; Mammalia; Rodentia; Muridae. The record is from RefSeq and is marked validated. The transcript is spliced from 4 exons. Bases 67 to 681 code for a protein of 204 amino acids. Gene Ontology annotation, cellular component: nucleus.
GCGGCCGCGCGCGGGACUCUGUGGUGCCGCCAGCCCCGGCCCCAUUGUUUGUGUUUUCUUCAAAAUAUGGCAAAGGUUCAGGUGAACAAUGUAGUGGUGCUGGAUAACCCGUCGCCUUUCUACAACCCGUUCCAGUUCGAGAUCACCUUCGAGUGCAUCGAGGACCUGUCUGAAGACUUGGAGUGGAAAAUUAUCUACGUGGGCUCUGCUGAAAGUGAAGAAUACGAUCAAGUUUUAGACUCUGUGUUAGUGGGUCCUGUUCCUGCAGGCAGGCAUAUGUUUGUGUUUCAGGCUGAUGCGCCAAACGCGGGGCUCAUCCCAGACGCAGACGCAGUGGGGGUAACAGUUGUACUGAUUACCUGCACCUACCGAGGUCAAGAAUUUAUUAGAGUUGGCUACUAUGUAAAUAAUGAAUAUACUGAAACAGAAUUAAGGGAAAACCCACCAGUAAAACCAGACUUUUCUAAGCUUCAAAGGAAUAUUUUGGCUUCUAAUCCCAGAGUCACAAGGUUCCACAUUAACUGGGAAGAUAACACAGAGAAACUGGAAGACGCAGAGAGCAGUGACCCCAAUCUGCAGUCCCUUCUUUCCACAGAUGCACUGCCUUCAGCAUCAAAGGGAUGGGCGACGUCAGAAAACUCACUCAGUGUCAUGUUAGAAUCCCACAUGGACUGCAUGUGACACGUGCCAUGCCAUUAGUACAGAUUAAGCUAUUAAAACAGAACUAUCUCCCUGAAGUUCCGUAAGUACAUAGUCAACGUGAAAUGUGAAGAAUUUGUUUAAAAACAUCCUGUAGAAAGUUUAUAAGAAAACCAGUAUUUGAGCAAAUUGUGGAAUAUAAAUACAACUAUUUUUAAGGACUUUUUUUCUCUAAUGUGUUAUUUUAUUUGUUCAUGAAACUAAUCUGAUUAAAGCAUAUAUAUUAUUUUCUUCUCUUUUAUAUGUAAUUAAAGCACUUAUAAAAAGAAAAGUUAUCAAUUCUUAGACUGGGUUGUAAAGGUGUUUUAGCCUCUUGGACAAUAAGAUUUAUCAGCUUUUAAAAGGACAAAGUUUACUUCAACUAAAAUGAUUUUUCCUGUGAAGAUAGUAUCCUUAUAAUUUGACAAGAAAAUUUCCAUUCUGUAGUAAAAAAGAUAGAUUUAAAAUGGGAUUUGAAAUCAAUCACAUGCCACCAGGGUUUUUCUAGGCCAUCCCAGUGCAUCUUACUACAGUUCACAUUAAACUGGACUUCUAGUUUUUAUAUAACAAAUGCGGCUGCCUUUGAAGUCCUUCUGACUAUCGUGUAUGCUUUCCUACAUCUAAAACUGAGAAACUAUGAUCCUAAGCCAUCACUGUCUAGAGAGUCCAACACAUAAGAGCAAACAUAAGGUCUCUGAAGUGUAAGACUCCAUUAUGAUGGCUCAGAUCUGCUCACUCUUUCUGCUUACAGGAAUGCUGAACGUGCGUUGCUGGCACCAUUACUAUUGAAGGGUGAUUUAGGAAGGUCUAGUCAGCUUCAUCCUGGCUAGCGACUCUAGAGAGUAUGUCUUACCUUUUGCAGCCACACUACCCCAUAUCCUUUGGUUCUCAUAAUGUGUAAGAUCAGGGCAUUAUCUGUAGUUAACAUAACAGCUUAACCACUUUUUUUUUUCUCAGAAGAAUAGUUUUAGAAAGGAAUUCACCAAAUAAAUGGGCCAAAAGCUUAUUUUCUUUAAUGAGAAGUAAAUCCUCAAAGUUUUGAUCCAUUAAAUUGACAGUACAAUAUUCUCAGUUGUUAUCAGUGAUGAUGCCCAGGAUAGCCAUAGGUUCAAGUUAUGCAGUGCCUUCACAUCUAAGCUUUUAUACUGCACUUUCAAAAGCAUUUUGAGGAAAAGGAAGGGGUAUUUAUUUAAAUACAGACUCUAUAAGUUGUAAUAUAUUUCUUGCUUUUUUUAAAAGAUAAAUUUGUGAAACAAAGUCUUGUUAAAUGUUAAACUUUGAAAUUUAAGACUCCAUAUUACCCAGUUCAUAGAUUUUAAAAAUAAAUAUUUCUGGCUACUAAAAUGAUUUGAAAAAAAAAUCUCAUUUUGUCUAACUACAAUUAGGAGAAAAUGUUUAAGACAGUUCAGUGAUCAGUACAGUAAGAAUAAGUUUGUCAGAAAUAAAGAUAAUUAAAUCACCAAGUAAAGCAACUCAGUGCAGUCUUAGAUUAUAGAACCACUUUGUGAUGACAUGCUUAGGUCUUUAUACCAAACUUUAAAUAUAUGGCCCAUAGUCACAAAAGUCGGAGAAAUAAAAUACUGCCUUUUAUUAUUUAAAUGCAAUAGCAUUUAAAUUUAAAAGUGAAAGAAGAAUAGAAACAUUUACACAUUAAGAACUAAGAAACUAGCAUGCAGGGAUUUUCCUCCUGAUUAGCCUCAUUUAAAAAGACAUUAUGUCUGAAUUACAGUUAAAAGGCUUAUAGACUCCGCUCCACCCCACUUCUUUUGAGAUAUGGUCUCUCAACAUAGCCCUGGCUGUCCUGAACUUUCCUUAGACCAGUGUAGCCUUCAGCUCACAGACAUCCACCUGCUUCUGCCUCCUGAGAGCUGGGAUUAAAGGCAUUCGACUCCACACCCUGCACCACUUCCUUGUUUCUAUCAGUAUAAAUAAAUGUCUGGUGAAUACGUACACAUACAACACACACAUAUGCACACACACAGUCCACACCGCUGAAGAGCUAGGGGAGUAGGUUA